Messenger RNA from Cladophialophora carrionii CBS 160.54, 132 nucleotides. RefSeq lists its product as uncharacterized. The coding region runs from base 1 to 132 and encodes 43 amino acids. The transcript has a single exon. Lineage: Eukaryota; Fungi; Ascomycota; Eurotiomycetes; Chaetothyriales; Herpotrichiellaceae. The record is from RefSeq and is a predicted model, not a curated record.
AUGUACCUGCGCCAUCUCACCUCGGACCCCGGAUCGGGCGCAAAUCUCCAGUCAUCAAGACCCCUUUACAAGCUGUCCUUCUUUGUACCCACAUUGCGCACAAAGCUGUGGAAAUCGGAGACCAUGUGGUGA